CACCAGUUCAAGCGGCCCAAUGCCGUCACCAGAUGCACCUCGGGGAAGACGUUUCCAUGGGGGGAAUCCUGGCCUCGACCGGCCCCAAACCUUGGUUGAAAUAGCUUCGGUAAAAAGCCCACCGCCCUUCGCCCAGCACCAACCCAAACGUAGCUUGGGAGCCGAUGUUGGUCCAUGAUCGGAUCGGGGUCGAUUGACGAUGCUCAUUAAACACGAGGAAAAUAACGGUGCGGGGGAUGCGGAGCCGAACAAGCCAUUGCCCAAUGGUUCCGGGCCAUCCAUAGAUGCACCCAGCCAGCG
This is a messenger RNA of Colletotrichum phormii, 300 nucleotides long. RefSeq lists its product as uncharacterized. The record is from RefSeq and is a predicted model, not a curated record. The transcript has a single exon. The coding region runs from base 20 to 178 and encodes 52 amino acids. Lineage: Eukaryota; Fungi; Ascomycota; Sordariomycetes; Glomerellales; Glomerellaceae.